Messenger RNA from Penicillium brevicompactum, 1080 nucleotides. RefSeq names its product DUF803 domain membrane protein. NCBI's taxonomy places the organism in Eukaryota, Fungi, Ascomycota, Eurotiomycetes, Eurotiales, Aspergillaceae. Gene Ontology annotation, molecular function: magnesium ion transmembrane transporter activity. The transcript has 4 exons. The record is from RefSeq and is a predicted model, not a curated record. Bases 1 to 1080 code for a protein of 359 amino acids. Gene Ontology annotation, cellular component: membrane. Gene Ontology annotation, biological process: magnesium ion transport.
AUGCAAGCCUCCGAACGACAUGGUUUCGAAGGAGAAGGAUUCUCCUACCUUAAGAGUCCUGUGUGGUGGGGUGGCAUCGUGACAUUGGCCCUCGGUGAAAUAGCCAACUUUGCCGCAUACGCCUUUGCACCGGCGAUUUUGGUGACGCCGCUAGGAGCGCUUAGUGUUCUCAUCGGCGCGGUCUUGAGUUCAUACUUCCUCAACGAGAUCCUCGGAGUGCUAGGAAAGCUGGGUUGUGCGCUGUGUUUGUUGGGAUCGGUUGUGAUCGUUCUCCAUGCGCCCCCAGACAAGCAGGUGGACACUGUCAAUGAGAUCCUUGGAUACGCCGUCCAGCCAGGGUUCCUCUUUUAUUGUCUGACUGUUGCGGUCUUUUCGACUGUGAUGAUCUACAAGGUUGCGCCGGUGUAUGGCAAGAAGAACCCGCUCAUCUAUAUCUCGAUCUGCUCCACCGUUGGAUCGGUCUCCGUCAUGUCCGUCAAGGCCUUCGGCAUUGCGCUUAAGCUCACUCUUGGUGGCAACAACCAAUUUGUGCACGCGUCUACCUAUGUGUUCGCCAUCGUGACUGGAUUCUGCAUUCUGACGCAGAUGAACUACUUCAACAAGGCAUUGAACUCUUUCUCUACCUCGAUUGUGAACCCGCUUUACUAUGUUACUUUCACGACCGCGACUCUCUGCGCCUCCUUCAUUUUGUUCAAGGGAUUUAACACCACGGACGCCGUCAACACGAUAUCGCUGCUUUGUGGAUUCCUUAUCAUUUUUACGGGCGUAUAUCUUUUGAACCUCUCCCGCCACGAUCCGGAUGGACACUCAAUGGUGAACUCCAAGCUCGAUGAGGAUGGAGUACCAACGGACGGUCUUACGAGCUUCCAGACUCGGCGUUCCAUGCAGUCUCGCCGAAGCUCUUCGAGCAUAUACUUCAAUGGCCACGGCGAUCGGGAGGGGCUGAUGCAUUCCUACGACGCCGAGAGCGGCAUUGGCAUGAACGACUUGACGGAGGCAAACGAAGGAGAGCCCGGUCCGACGUUCCAGCGCACCGAGGCAGAAACCGCGAUGCACACCAAGCGGAAUAGUCAGCUCUGA